This is a messenger RNA of Boleophthalmus pectinirostris (great blue-spotted mudskipper), 4224 nucleotides long. Its product is annotated as serine-rich coiled-coil domain-containing protein 2-like. Gene Ontology annotation, cellular component: microtubule cytoskeleton. Gene Ontology annotation, biological process: microtubule bundle formation. Gene Ontology annotation, molecular function: microtubule binding. The transcript is spliced from 14 exons. The record is from RefSeq and is a predicted model, not a curated record. The coding region runs from base 519 to 3212 and encodes 897 amino acids. NCBI's taxonomy places the organism in Eukaryota, Metazoa, Chordata, Actinopteri, Gobiiformes, Gobiidae.
UGCACUGGAUGAUUCAGCAGCAGCUCGCGGCGCGCGGACACGACUCACGCCGGGCUUCAAACCGGCCUAAAACCGAGCUAAACCGGGCUAAAGCGGGCCGUACCGGGGAGGUCACGGCGUGUACGGAGAGGGGACACGUGUGGCUCACUGCACCACUCCACAAACUCCAUAAAAAACGCAAAAUAUUGAGUUUUUCAGCGCUAAACCGGACUGAACGGCGACAAACCGCAACGAGAGCAGCGCCGAAGGGAGCCGAAGAUAGCCGAAGUUUCCCGAGCGCCUCCGGUCUCCGCUGCGGACCUUCAGGCUGGAUUUUACAUCUUUUUACUCUCGGGGAUUAAAUUUUCACUCCAUAAACACCUGGAGACGGACAGGAAGUGAAUCAUAGUCAAACAAAUCUCUAUAAACAUGGAUGUGGACCGUCGUAUGUCCGUGUUUGGUGUCGGAUGCUGCUGCUGCUGCUAACACUUGGCAGAUUCUCUCCAUCGCGGCCUCCAUGUUGAGGAGGGCGGGGCCUGAUGUCUGCCCCGCCUCCCGUCGCCAUGCCGACCGCCGUCAUGACGACCGCUCCGGUGUCUAGGCUGCCCAAGUUCACCGCAUCCCCGUCGCGGCUCACGAAACCGGGGCUGACCCCCAAGAACUCCUCCGGUAACCCCCCCGCGACCGCCGCCAACGCCGACAUGGGCCAGGCCGCGUCCGUAAACGGCGGUCACUCGACGACGACGACGAACCGCCUCAGCAACGGAUUCUACCACAACCUGCUCGCAAAACCCAACCCGAUCAACGCCAACGCCAGACAGAACGGCUUCAUACGAGCGCCGACCAACUUCUCCGCGAAAUGGAGGAAGGAAAACGUGGAAGACGCGACCGCCGACUUCGAAUACAAGCCCGGGAAGAACGGCAACUGUAAGAAAUCGCCGAAUGGUUUCACCGGAAAGACUCGAGUUUUGAAUCCCAACGCUGUUUCAACCCCGAAAGUUAUUCCCAAAUCAGGAAUCGCAAAAGUGACGCAGAAAUCGACGCUGAAUUGUUUGGCGAAAAAGCAAAACAGCGGAAGUUUAACGAAAUCGCAAAGCGCGUCGCCGUUGGGAGUGAAGAAACCGGUGGCGGAGAGGUCCCAUUCCAGCGACAGCAUCGGAGCGGCGCAAAACGGGAAGCUGACGACGAGGGAUAAAGUCCGAUCGAGGAGUUUGACGCAGGUGCAGAGGCAGUCGUCGCCCACCGCUGCCAGUCCGGCGGGGAAAAGCAGAGCGUACUCCACCAACAGGGCGGAGAGGAAAACGGGAAGCGCGGCGGCGGCGGCGGCGGCGUCCGUUUUGCCGGCGGCGAUGGUGAAGAAGCCGCUGGUGCCGAGACAAAACGGAGGAGGGACUUUCAAAAUAAGAGCGGCGGUUUUCAAAGAGGCCGGACCGAUCAGAGUCCAGAACGAAUCCAAACGGAACCAGAGGAGGGAUUCUGUCGAGACGCCGUCGGAUCCAGGCAGUUCUCCGGAGGCUCCAGACUGCAGGGGCCCCUCGUCGGAGCUCGGAUCCCAGAACGAGAUGUCGAUGUUGGGGGAGACUCUGGAGGACAUGUCCCUGUCGUCCACCUCGUCCCUGGAUCAUCACGACACGAGUCAAGAGUACAUGGACGACUUCGACAACCUGGGUAACGGAGGAGUGGGGAUGCUGCUGACCUCGUGCGCUCAGAACGACGACGAGGACUCGGGUCUGGACCGGUCCCGUUUCCACGACGACGAAGACAGGGUGGUCGUCAACGGCGUCUCCACGGCAACGGAGCUGUGUUUCCUCGACGACGGGCUGGACUGGAAUCACAUCAGACUCGCCGGAGACAGGGAUCAUCCUCUGCGGAGACUUGGUCGUCGGAGGAGGUCGAGUCACAGUCAGUGCGGCUCUUCUCUGGACCUGUCUCCGUCCGACAGCUGUGGCUCUGGGGGAACCUUUCUCUGGGACGAGGAGGUGGAGCCUCUAGGGGGCGCCGUCCCCAUCCCGGCUCAGUCCCCGGACCAGGUCUCGGCCCGGACCAACUCUGGACUCCACCAAAACCAGGUCCAGACCAAACCGAGACUAGACCGGACCGACUCGCUCCACGUGGGAAGUCUGCACUCGGACAUCAGCAGCCUCGACGCGUUAAACGACCUGGAGUCAUGUGACCUGGAUGAAGAUGACCUGAUGUUGGACGUGGAUUUCCCUGAGGAGCACUCGCUCACCAGUGACGGAGGGACCCACAUGGCCGAGUGGAGGAGGAGGCAGCUGUGUUGGGGAACCGCAGACAGUGAGUUUCACACGGACAAAGUGAGCGAGGAGCAGCAGAGCAAGAGGAAGGAGUCCGAGCUCAGUCUGGACCUGUGCCUCAGCAGUGUGAAGUGUCCUGAUCUGGGUGUGGACGUGGAGGAGCUGGUGGACGACUGUUCUGCCGUCAAAUCUCAACUGGAAUAUCUGCAGAAACUGCUCCUCCUGCAGGAGGACGAUGCAGAUGAAGACACACUGACCACAGACACAGGACUACCAGGACCAGACCAGCUUUUACACUGUUCUCAGUUCUGUUCUGUUUGGGUGGAGUGUCUAGACUCUUUUUUGUGCCGUGAAGUGUUUAAACUCCAUUUCCCACGAUGCUUUGCUGUUCAGGUGGAGGUGCUGCUACAGGAAGUGCUUCAGCUCCGAGAGGAAGUGAGGAGUCGAGACCGAACCAUCGCUCAGCUCUCACAGCAGCUGAGCGACGCAGCAGAAGUGUCCAGCAGGUGUCGCUGUGGGGACGUGGAGACGACCGAGGUCCAGACUCAGACCAGAGAGAAAGAGACGGAGAGCGUCGCAUCCCAGACGCCCUGGAACACGUCUGCGAUACUUCAGCCCGAUCAGAGUCUCCAGGACCCACUGAUCCACAGCCGCUCCGUCCAAUCAGGAAGCCCGUCUGCCUCUGAAGCCCCGCCCCUCUCCCUGCCCCUCCCCCCCCCGCCGCAGAGGACCAUGGGAAACGCAGUCCUCUCCCCUCCAAGCUCCGCCUCUUCAUGUUCCCCGGCUCCUCCCCCUUCAGAGCCGCCGCCUCCUCCUCGGGCCCCGCCUCCAAGCGCGGCCCCGCCCACUCGCCGGGAAGCAGAGCCAAGCCGAGCCCCGCCCCUUCCUGUCCGUCGCCGUCGUUUUCCCGUCUUCCCAAACCAAAGACUCACUGAGCGCGCGACCCUAAUGCAAUCCAAUGGAAAACGGACGGCCUGAGCUAACCACGCUAAAGCUAACGCAGUUUAUUUCAGCUAAAACCAUGUGCAAUGACUUCUGGGAAAUGUAGGCGGACGCUGACAGGAAGUGACCCAGUUUGUUUGUGGUUUGGGUUAAAAAAACUAAAACUAAAAAAUCUCUAAAUGUCGAGAAACGAACUGAAAAAGAAAAGUUCCUCCAAAAAAUCUGUUAUUUACAAAAGGACUAAACUAAAUCUGGACCAGGACUGAACCAGGACUGAACCAGGACUGUACCAGGACUGAACCAGGACUGAACCAGGACUGAACCAGGACCAAAUGAGGACUAAACCAAGAUAUAAACCAGGAAAGACUAAACCAAGUCUAGAAGAACUGAACUUAACCAGAACUAAACCAGGACUUAACUAGUAAACCAAGAAACCAAGUCUGACACAGGUCUAAACCAGGACUAAACCAGGUCUAAACCAGGACUAAACCAGGUCUAAACCAGGACUAAACCAGGUCUAAACCAGGUCUAAACCAGGUCUAAACCAGGUCUAAACCAGGACUAAACCAGGACUAAACCAGGACUAAACCAGGACUAAACCAGGACUAAACCAGGUCUAAACCAGGUCUAAACCAGGUCUAAACCAGGUCUCGUGUGGCAGGGACCUGGAGCUCGUGGAAAUGAAGCGAUUUGUUCCGUUUUUAAUCUAUGUAAAGUUUUUCGUACAAAUUGGCUUUAAAAAGUUUUAAUGAGAAACAAAAUCCACAGAAUCUGAGUUUGUUUCUGUUUAAUUAGUAAAAAUAUUGAACUGAAAUCGUGUUAAUUAAGACAAAAGAGCCGAAGAUUUAACGAAAGAGUCACAAUUAAAAAAGAAAAAAACGUUUGGAAAAUGAACCGAGGAUCAUCAGGAAGAUUCAGGAAGUUUAACACGGAAAAAAGAAAAAACUACAGGAAAUGUUCAGAAGUAUUUAAAAUAGACCAGGACUAAACCAGGACUAAACCAGAACUAAACCAGGACUAAACCAGGACUAAACCAGGACUAGACUAG